Drosophila guanche is the source of this 1910-nucleotide messenger RNA. RefSeq names its product neither inactivation nor afterpotential protein G (gene ninaG). The record is from RefSeq and is a predicted model, not a curated record. Gene Ontology annotation, molecular function: oxidoreductase activity, acting on CH-OH group of donors; flavin adenine dinucleotide binding. Lineage: Eukaryota; Metazoa; Arthropoda; Insecta; Diptera; Drosophilidae. The coding region runs from base 98 to 1888 and encodes 596 amino acids. The transcript has 5 exons.
GAACUGGCGGUAAUUGGAUUAGACCAAACGCUGAUGUCAGUCAGUUGCUCCCUCGCCUGAACUAGUUGAAUUUCAUCAUCCGCAAAGAGCAACAGCCAUGGGGCAGCAUUUCCAAAAGAUCUUGAUUGUUGGAGGCAUUGUGAUUGGCCUGUUGUCUGGUUUGGCCAUGAUGGUCUGCAGCCUGCUAAAGGAAUCCAUACCGAAUGUUUUGGCGCCAGAUGAGCGACAGUUUGCGUUUGACUACGUGAUUGUUGGGGCUGGAACUGGGGGCAGCACUCUCACCUCGCUGCUGGCCAAGCACAGCAAUGGCAGCGUUCUGCUUAUUGAAGCCGGCAGCGCCUUUGGGCUGCUCAGCCGGAUCCCCCUGCUGACCACCUUCCAGCAGAAGGGCAUCAACGACUGGUCGUUUCUCUCAGUGCCCCAGCGGCACUCCGCCCGGGGUCUCAUCGAGCAGCGCCAGUGCCUGCCGAGGGGAAAGGGUCUCGGGGGUUCCGCCAACCUCAACUACAUGCUCCACUUCGACGGGCACGGCCCCGACUUUGACGCCUGGCACCAGCUCCACAACCUAAGCGACUGGAGCUGGGCGCACAUGGGCCCCUUCAUGGCGGCCGCCACAGCCAAGCCCUGCGACAUGUACGAAAUACCUCGAGGCUACUCGAAGCUGACGGAGGCGCUCGACGAUGCCCAGACCGAAUUCACGCACAAGCCUUGGGUGUUUCGUCGCUCGCGCUACAACAUCAAGAACGGACUCCGGCACUCGGUGGUGCAGCAGUUCCUGCAGCCCGUACUGAAGAAUUCCAAUCUGCGGCUUCUGCCCGAGGCACUGGUCAAGCGGAUACAGCUCUCGUCUGGCCCCACGCUUCGCGCCAGCUCCGUUCUGGUGGGCUUGAAGGAUGCGGACAACAAGGAGCUGGAAUUCAGCAUCGAGGUGCGACGCGAGCUGAUCCUUUGCGCCGGCGCCUACCAGACGCCACAACUGCUACAGGCCUCUGGCAUCGGCAACAGCACAACGCUGGCCAAGCUGAGGAUUCCCGUGCUGCACCACUCCCCGCUGCUGGGUCGGAAUCUCCACGAUCACUUGAAUUUGCCGCUCUUUGUCUCGAUGGGUGUCGUCGCGCCCAGCCUCAACCAGCGAACGCUCCUCAGUCCAAUGAGCGUGUUCAACUUUCUCAGCUCGGGCACGGGACCCUUUGGCAACUUUGGAGUGCUGGGUCAUGUGGUUAGUCACGAGGAGCCCUCGCCCUUUGGCGUCACCUUCUUUGGCGCCGGGGCCAUUGACGAGGCUGCCCUCAUGUCCAUUUCCAAUUUCAAGGCUUCAGCCUUUCGUGCUCUCUUUCCGCGGCACCACAAUGCCUCGCAGGAGGGAUUUGUUGUGAUCUCCAGCUGCUUACAGCCAAAGUCUCGGGGUUCGGUGGGACUACCCAACAAACACAUGCGCAGGAAUCCCCUGAUCGAUCCAAACUAUCUUAGCCACGAGGAUGAUGUGGCCUGCACCAUUGCGGCCAUACGAAGUGCUGUAAAGUUGGUCACCUCAUCCUCGUUUGCGCAGCUGCGUCCUUUUAUACAUUGGCCAAAGCUGCAGGAGUGCUCAAACUUCGGACCAUUUGAGAGGGAUUUCCGCGAGCAGCAGCCCUCGGAUGAGUAUUUGGAGUGUCUGAUGCGUCACAUUGGCUUGAGUUCGCAUCAUCCAGGUGGCAGUUGUGCUCUGGGCACUGUGCUGGACUCACAACUCAGAUUGCUGGGUGUGCCCAAUAUUCGUGUGGUGGAUGCCAGCGUGCUGCCACGUCCCAUUUCGGGGAAUCCCAAUACAGUCAUCGCCGCCAUUGCCAUGCGUGCCGCCUCGUGGAUGCUGAAGAGCGAGCUGCAAGAGGGAAGCCGCCGCCAAUGAAUGAGCAGCAGAGCGGAAGAGC